This is a messenger RNA of Strongylus vulgaris, 234 nucleotides long. NCBI's taxonomy places the organism in Eukaryota, Metazoa, Nematoda, Chromadorea, Rhabditida, Strongylidae. The record is from the annotation of a GenBank genome assembly.
AUGAGAGUUGCACUUCCAUUAGCUAGUUUAGAAACUUGCGGCACUACUGAGGUAGUGAUACCCUUCGCAUGUAUGGAAAUGGAAGUGGAAGGCAUCUUCCUUGGGAGUUAUAUGCCGCGAGGAGAAGGACCUUAUGGUAACCCUCCUCCUUCUAUCCUCACCCCACCUCCAACUCGCUCCUCCCGCUCCAUCUCUGCUCUACUUCAGCUUGUGCCAACAGAAGGCAACCGCUAA